Porites evermanni is the source of this 601-nucleotide messenger RNA. Lineage: Eukaryota; Metazoa; Cnidaria; Anthozoa; Scleractinia; Poritidae. The record is from the annotation of a GenBank genome assembly.
AUGUCCUACACCGCCACCAUGCUGAACAUUGUAGCAAUAUACGCGAUCAGAAAGACUUCGUCUUUGUCGAAAAAUUUAAAAACAUUGCUCUUGAGCCAAGCAGUUUCUGAUCUUGGUGUUGGUUUACUAGUUCAGCCAAUGGUUGUUGCAGAAGCUAUGAACUCAAAACAAAACAGUGAAACCACAACAUAUAGCUCGUCUUAUCCUGACGAAUCUCUUCAUCUUUGCGACAUUGUUUAGCGUCACGGCCCUCUGUGCAGACAGAAUUUUGGCAAUUCACCUUAACCUCAGAUAUCAGGAGCUGGUGACAUACAAGCGCGUUGCUGCUGCCGUGAUCUCAAUUUGGGUGAUAAGCGCACUUAUUUCACUGACCAGGUUAUUCCUCCCAACGCAAAUUAUGUACGUGAGUUUCGCCAUUGUUGAAUCUACCUGUAUUGUAACUGCAACUUUCCUGAGCACCAGACUUUACCUCACUAUAAGACGCCACAUAAACCAAAUUCAAGUCCCGCAAGUAGCGCAGAAUGACCAGGGAGAAAGUGUUCAAAGAAAAAGGAAGUCUGCGAUGGCAUCGCUUUACGCAUAUCUGGUUUUCAUAGCUUGA